AUGGACCAAAUUUUAAGAGCAAUAGUGGCUUCAGAUCAUCCUGAAAACGUCAAAAAGUCCUUAAUUCAACAACUUGUCUCGAAAGCUGGCGGUAAUGUUGCUGAUGAUCAGAACAGAGCUCUGUUUGAAAUUGGGACCGAAUGGAUGAUUAAAGACGGUUCAGUCUUUCUCAAUGACAGUGGAAAACUUGUCCUUACAACGUGGGUAAAACGACAAAAAGACGUCUUUCAAAAGUAUUUUACUGAGGGAUAUCUUCUUUCCUUCCUCGCUGAACGCGAGAAAAUGUCUCUUAACUGUGUUGAAUAUCUACGGACCUGCUUUGACUUAAUGCAGCACAACUCGCAGAUAUUCUCUUUGUACACGGCUGUGCGUCACAGAGCUCAUAUGUGGGUGGAAAAGAAUUCAGAUAUAGACUUUUGUGCGGUUGUGGCAAGGCUUUUGAUCGAGUAUGAUCACUGCUGGCCAGUUGGGGAAAAUUUGCUCCAGUGUAACUUGUCUUUGAUCAAAGCCUUGAGUAGAACAGAACUCCCCAAAACAUCAAAGGAAGAAAUGAAAGCUUGUCUUCAGAAUUGUGCGAUGAUUGCUGCUCUGUUGAAUAAGAUGUGGGUGAAAAAUCAAGCCCUGUUGUUUCCUGUCUUAACUGAAAUUUUUAAGAUUAUUUCAAAUGUAGGCCCCAAUCCGUCUGUAGCCGUUGCUUCUGUAGUACAGUACUUUUCUACUGACAUUAUAGACAAUGCAACAAGUCUUGCUGCCUCUAAUCCAUCAGUUUCAGAUGAAAAUCUGUCUCUUUCACUGUGUCGUAUGAUUAAUUGGCUUUCAUGGCCUGGAGUUAAAAAGGUGGACCAGUGGAUUAUUGGGUUUUUAAAGGCUUUGGCAAGUGCUAAAAAACAUUCAAUCCUCAUUUCUGUUACUCUCAAAGAAGUCGCACAGGUAUGGGCAACAUGGUUAAUUAGGUUUAAUGUCACUUUGUUCCAAAAUCAGAUCUUUGCAAUCCAGAUCGUUCCAUUUUAUAGUCAGAUUAUCCCACAGUUUCAGUGUAUAACUCUAUAUGAAAUGCACUUUUUUGGCCUCUUGGCUUAAAGAUUGAGGAAUACACGUGAGUUAUGCCCCUGUUUCUGCUGGUGGCUUCAAGACUUAUGAAAAGUUCUGACUAUAUUGUGGAGCGAUCUGCCUAUCAAGUGGAACAAUCUGACUUGGAAUCAUCUGACCAUGGAAUGAAGUGACUGGAUAUCAGUAACAUUGUAGGCUAGUCGUAUAGAUAUAUGCUGUCCCAAGGCUCUGCUCUAAGAAAAACUGAAAGGAGCUCAAACCUCUGAACCUGUGAAAUCCAGGGUGCUCAGCAUAUGAUUUCUAUAAAUAAAUAAAAAAACAGGCAACCAGUUGCCAAAGGCACUGAGAGGCACCAGGGACCACCACGUGAAAAAGUUCACCAAUCAUUUCAACUGUAUCCAUGAGUACAACUGAUUUAAAUGCCAGAAUAGUGGAAUUGCAAAUGGAUCUUGCUAAAUUUUCAUAUAGUUUCAAGGGCUGUUUGACAUUUUUUUGGUGGUCACACGUUUCCCCAAGAACAACUAGCUUUUCUGAGCUAUCUUCCUUUGAGAAUGAUUUUUGUAGUUCCUUUUGCAAGGAUUAAAAAUAACCCAAUUUGGCUUUUUUUAUGCCAAAAAUUUCUCUGUGACUUCAAAUAAUUCCCACAGUGAGUCACUUUGACUCCAUUGAAGAGUUCCCAAAUGUUCAGCAGAAUUUUGUUUUCUGUCAACCAAAAUGCUAAAACUUGUUAGAUUCCUAAAGAAAAAAUACAAAAUCAAACGAGCUGGCAGUCUUCCGUUUUUAACUAAUAUUGUAACUCUUUUUGGUCAGCAGUUAGAACUCCCUCACCCACUACCUUCAUGUGAUGGUGGUAUGAAGUACCUGCUACCUCCCGUUGCACAAAAUUGCUGCCUCUUUGACUUUACACUUUCAAAAAUGACUCCAAUAUUUGUGGAGGAGUCAAAGUGGUUUCAAAGGGAGAGAGAAAUUUUUAUCCCUGCUUUUGAGUAUUUUUUGUUUUGUUAAUGAUCAAAUUCUGUUGAGCAUCUCUAAUGUCUUGUAAUGGUAAUCUGUUUUCUUUUCUUUCCUGUUAUUGAUAGGUCUUUAGUCGAUUGUUAUUCCCCAUAGUUCGUGAGAGCACAAUGGUCGUUUUAUCUCACAUGCUACUCAGCUUUCAACACUCGCCACAAGCUUUUCAUGAGGUAAUUCUUUUAAGCUGUCUUCAGUAGAAUAAUGAUAGUGAAUUAAAUAUUAGUCACCAUAUCCAGGAGAUAAAUAGUUAAAAUUCCCAUAACCAACAACCCCAAAUGCCCAGAUUUGGUGGUUUUUUGUAUGCAGCGGUUACUUUUGAGGGGUAGCUGCUUAUUAGGUGUGCUUGCAUGUGGAGGUUUGACUCAAGACUGUAUUCGAUAUUCGACUUUCCUCAACCAAGUUUCCUUACUCUGUGUAAAUGGAAGAACAAGAUAAUGUCGAAUAUUACCCCUUGCCAACACCAAACAAUGUCAGAGCAUUGUAGAAUGGACUGUGAGCACUGACUAAUACAUUGUUACUUAGAGAAGGAGUGAUGUUUGUGCUUCAAAAUGUUAUUAAGUUCUCUCUACCGGUAUGGAUCAUUUCUAACUUGCCCCUAGCAUCUUUUAUUGUAAAUAUAGUAAGAGGAAAGCAUUUGUGACUUCUCACGUGUUUGGAAACACUUUUGCAAAAUGUUAGUCAUGGUGAACUGUUUAAACCUGGAUUGUAAUUUUGGCAGGUCAGUACCUUUUUGCCUUCCAUGAAAUGCAAGAUCAAACCUGAUGUAUAAUAUGGAAGUUGUGAUAUAAACAUAUUCAGAAAAACUGUAUCCCUCUUGGUGAGGAAAAAUGUUUAUUGAUUAUAGCUCAUUUCAUUUCUGUUUUUUUUUUCUAGAUUGUGGAGCACGUACCAAGCCUUGUACAGAAUCUAAAAACAGAAAAUUCUGUAUCCUCACUGUCUACUUUACAAAUGUUGGCAGAACUUAUGCACUGCCUCAUGUAUCAACACACAGGCUUUCCUGAGCUGUAUGGUCCAAUUCUUGAUUGUCUCCAGGUAACAGAGGAUGUUCAUUAAUAUUUGGAGCUGGAAACUAGUGGUUGUGGUAGUGAAUGUAAAUCAGGGCUCAAAAAAGGCUUGAAUAAUUUCCAGCUUGUCCUUUGGGCAAGCAGUUGUCACAUUUUGCUUGGCCGGGUCACUUCUUGCUGGUCUUAGUUAAUGAUUUAGUUAGAAGAAGACUUGCUUAGACACUUGCCCAUCAGGCAAGUGAAUUUUAAAAGUUACUUGCCCAGCAAGAAAAUCUUCUUGUUCUGGAUGACCUGACGAGACUUUUUCCAAGCCCUGGUAAAUUUGUUAAUGUGCUAAAUUUCAUUUAUGUCUUGUUGUAGGAUUUGCCCAAACCCUCAGAAGUGAUGAUUCGCAAGUGGCUUGCCCAGAGUGCUUGGUCAGCUCGCUCUGUUAGCAUUCCAUUGGCUGGUUUUACUCCUAAAUCAGAAACUGGAAAAACUGGUUUAGUCAACUUGGGUAACACUUGUUACAUGAACAGCGUGAUACAGGCUCUAUACAUGCUAGAGGAGUGAGUUAUCGUUUGUAUCUUAUUUUAUUUUUACUUAUUUUGGCUGUAAACCUUCCACCAGUUAGAGUCGAUUACAGUGAUACUGGAUAACAUAGCUUGAGUAAACAGCUGACAUUUCACAAUGCUAGCACUGGUUUCCCCACAAAAUGAUGUCUGAGAAACAAGUGCAGAAAUUCGCUGUGUAUGACAUGUCACCGCCCAGAAUAUGGGUGUUUUAAAGGCUUUGGCAAGUGCUAAAAAACAUUCAAUCCUCAUUUCUGUUACUCUCAAAGAAGUCGCACAGGUAUGGGCAACAUGGUUAAUUAGGUUUAUAGUCACUUUGUUCCAAAAUGAGAUGUUUGCAAUCCAGAUCGUUCCAUUUUAUAGUCAUAGUAUCCCACAGUUUCAGUGUAUAACUCUAUAUGAAAUGCACUUUUGUGGCCUCUUGGCUGUUUCUGCCGGUGGCUUCAAGACUUAUGAAAUGUUCUGACUACAUUGUGGAGCGAUCUGACUAUUAAGUGGAAUGAUCUGGCUUGGAAUGAUCUGAUCAUGGAAUGAAGUGACUGGAUAUCAGUAACAUUGUAGGGUAGUCCUAUAGAUAUAUGCUGUCCCAAGGCUGUGGUCUAAGAAAAACUGAAAGGAGCACAAACCUCUGAACCUGUGAAAUCCAGGGUGCCCAGCAUAUGAUUUAGUCAACCAGUCGCAAAAGACACUGAGAGGCACCAGGGACCACCACGUGAAAAAGUCCACCAAACAUUGCAAAUGUAUCCAUGAAUACAACUGAUUUAAAUGUCAGAAUAGUGGAAUCGCAAAUGGAUCUUGCUAAAUUUUCAUAUAGUUUCAAUGGUUGUUUGACAUCUUUUUGGAGGUCACACAUUACCCCAAGAACAACUAGCUUUUCUGAGCCAUCUUCCUGUGAAAAUAAUUGUAGUUCCUUUUACAAGGAUUAAAAAUAACCUAAUUUGGCUUUUUUUUUACGCCAAAAAUUUCUCUGUGACUCCAAAUAAUUCUCACAGGGAGUCACUUCGACUCUGUUGAAGAGUUCCCAAAUGUUUAGCAGAAUUUUGUUUUCUGUCAACCAAAAUGCUAAAACUUGUUAGAUUCCUAAAAAAACAAUACAAAAUCAAACAAGCUGGCAGUCUUCCAUUUUGAAUUAUUGUAACUCUUUUUUGGUCAGCAGUUCUCCCUCGCCCACAUACUUCAUGUGAUGGUGGUAUGAAGUACCUGCUCCCUUCCAUUACACAAAAUGGCUGCCUCUUUGACUUAACACUUUCAAAAAUGACUCCAAUAUUUGCGGAGGAGUCAAAGUGGCCUCAAAGGGAGAGAGAAAUUUUUUAUCCAUGCUUUUGAGUAUUUUUUGUUUUGUUAAAGACCAAUUUCUGUUAUGCAUCUCUAAUUUCUUGUAAUGGUAAUCUGUUUUUUUUUCUUCCUUUUUUUGAUAGGUCUUUAGUCGAUUGUUAUUCCCCAUAGUUCGUGAAAGCACAAUGGUCGUUUUAUCCCACAUGCUACUCAGCUUUCAACACUCGCCACAAGCUUUUCAUGAGGUAAUUCUUUUAAGUUGUCUUCCCUAGAAUAAUGAUGAUGAAUUUAAUAUUAGUCACCAUAUCCAGGAGAUGAACUGUUAAAAUUCCCAUAAGUGACAACCCAAAUGCCCAGACUUGGUGUUCAUUUACAUGAGUUGGUUACUUUCGAGGGGAAGGUGCUUAUUUGAUGUGCUUGCCUGUGGAGGUUUGACUGUAUGCUAUAUUUGACUUACCUCAACCAAGUUUCUUUACUCUACGUGUGGAAUUACCCCUUGCCAACACCAAACAACGUUGGAGCAUUGUAGAAUGAAUUUUGAACACUGACUGACAUAUUGUAACUUACAGAAGGAACACAAUGAUGUUUGUGCUUCAAAAUGUUGUUAGGUUUUCCCUACCCUUAUGGAUCAUUAUUUUGUAACUUGCUCCUAGCCUCUUUUGUAGUAUUUGAAGUAAGAGGAAAGCAUUUGUGACUUCUGACAUGUUUGGAAAUGCUUUUGCAAAAUGUUAGUCAUGGUAAACUGUUUAAACCUGGAUUGUAAUUUUGGCAGAUCAGUACUUUUUUGCCUUCCAUGAAAUGCAAGAUCAAACCUGAUGUAUAAUGUGGAACUUGUGAUAUAGACAUAUUCAGAAAAACUGUAUUCCUCUUGGUGAGGAAAAAUAUUUAUUGAUUAUAGCUCAUUUCAUUUUUGUUUUUUGUUUUUUCUAGAUUGUGGAGCAUGUACCAAGCCUUGUACAGAAUCUAAAAAAAGAAAAUUCUGCAUCCUCGCAGUCUACUUUACAAACGCUGGCAGAACUUAUGCACUGCCUCAUGUAUCAACACACAGGCUUUCCUGAGCUGUAUGGUACAAUUCUUGAUUGUCUUCAGGUAACAGAGGAUGUUCAUUAAUAUCUGGAACUAGAAACUAGUGGUUGUGGUAGUGAAUGUAAAUCAGGGUUCAAAAAAGACUUGAAUAAUUUCCAGCUUGUCCUUUGGGCAAGCAGUUGUCACAUUUUGAUUGGCCGGGGUCACUUCUUGCUGGUCUUAGUUAAUGAUAUAGUUAGAAGAUGACUUGCUUAGACACUUGCCCAUUGGGCAAGUGAAUUUUGAAAGUUACUUGCCCAGCAAGAAAAUCUUCUUGUUCUGGAUGACAAGAGACUUUUUUCAAGCCCUGGUAAAUUUGUUAAUGUGCUAAAUUUCAUUUAUGUCUUGUUGUAGGAUUUGCCCAAACCCUCAGAAGUGAUGAUUCGCAAGUGGCUUGCCCAGAGUGCUUGGUCAGCUCGCUCUAUUAGCAUUCCAUUGACUGGUUUUACUCCUAAAUCAGAAACUGGAAAAACUGGUUUAGUCAACUUGGGUAACACUUGUUACAUGAACAGCGUGAUACAGGCACUAUACAUGCUAGAGGAGUGAGUUAUCGUUUGUAUCUUAUUUUAUUUUUACUUAUUUUGGCUGUAAACCUUCCACCAGUUAGAGUCGAUUACAGUGACACUGGAUAACAUAGCUUGAGUAAACAGCUGACAUUUCACAAUGCUAGCACUGGUUUCCCCACAAAAUGAUGUCUGAGAAACAAGUGCAGAAAUUCGCUGUGUAUGACAUGUCACCGCCCAGAAUAUGGGUGUGGGUAUCUGAUUGGAUGAAGCAAAUUUCCCUCGCGGCAGGACCAAUGAGAAACCCCACCCAAAUCUGGGUAGCGACAUGUCAUAAGUAUGGAAUAUCUUCAGUUGCUCCUCAGAUGUCCUUUCGCAGGGGAAACCAGUAGUGGCGCCACAAAAUGUUGUCUGUUUUCUAAUGCCAUGGUUAACAGUGAUGGCAAAUUAUAAGAAUUCUUAGCCGGUAAUUUUCUCCUCUGAUCGUUUGUUUGAUUCAGUUGCCUUCCUUCUAAAGCAUAUACCAGAAACUGAAAGAUUACUAUCAAUAUUACAGGUUCCGUUACAUGAUAUUUGGACGUUAUUCUAGCACUAGCCAGCCACUGCUACAUCACCUACAGGAAGUGUUUGCAUUUCUGACUCUGUCACAGGUACUUUCAUCAGAAUAAAUUCCUCCUUGGCUGGGAAUGAUUAAUGAUAAUCAUUUGUAAGCUUUAUAAGGGUACUGAUGCAGGAACGGAUCCAGGAAUUUUCAUUUACUGCAUCAAAACUGGUCUGGGGCAAGAGGACUUUAGUGCAGAGUAGGAACUGAUACUUGGACAUUAGUUAUAGGGCGGCCUGAACCGGAACGUGGUUUAGGCAAGGCUAAGAGUUGAUGAGGGUCUCAGAGAGCCAUCAGCACACCAUUCCCUGCAAAAAUGUUCUGAAUACCACUAGGGCGGGGGGACAUUUGUCAAACACCUUUGAAUUACAAAAAUUUCAAUCAUGCUGCCUCCAGGGUAAUCAAGUUAUUGACUAGUAACAAAUGCAGUUGUACGACAGAAAAGAUGGGUUAUUUAUUUUUCUUUUGUUGUGAUUAUUAUUUUGACAGAGAUCAGCCAUUGCCCCUUCUAAGUUCCUUAAAGUUGCCAGACCUCCAUGGUUUGCUCCAGGAACCCAGCAAGACUGCUCCGAGUUCCUCAAGUUUCUUCUGGACAGGAUCAGUGAAGAAGACAAAUCACUCAAUGAAAGUAACGAGAGCGAUUCGCUAAAAACACCACUCAUUGACGAGACCUUCGCAGGGACGCUCUUAGUUUGUCUCUGCUGUCGCGGUUGUAACAACACUUCUUGCAGGGAAGAGGUCUUCACGGAUUUGCCCCUCUCGUUUCCUCAAGCUGGAGAACUGGAAGGCAGGGUAGAUUCAGUAAAAAAUGAGAAUUCGUUUGCAGGUAAAGAACCUGUUGAACAUUCAGAUGUAACAGCCUCUGCAAGCUCAGCUGCUAGCUCAGAAAGAAGUCUUAAAGGAGGCGACAUCAGCCAUACAACUUGCACACCUGAAUUAGCUGCAAAGACUAUUGAAGAGAACGAAGCUGUGGCAGGCACUUCAACAUCAGACAAUUCGGUGUCAUUUAGUUCGGGGACAACCUUAGCGACAAAGUUUCAGGAAUCAAGUUUACGGAGCGAUAAGCCAGAGAUAUCAAUCACUGAGUUGCUAGAGUACUUUUUUGAGCCUGAAAUUUUGGAAGGUUCCAAUCAAUAUCAUUGCGAGCAGUGCCAUAGUUUACAAGAUGCAGAGAGAACUGUCACAAUUUCCAAAGCGUCUGAUUUUUUAGUGUUGACGCUAAAGAGGUUUGCCUACAAUGUGCGGACACAGCAAAGGUCUAAAAUAUUACAAGGCGUUUCAUACCCGCUUAUUUUGAGGCUUCCGAAGGCGCAUUUGAAGAAAAGUCUCAGUACAAGAGAAACAAAGCACUCGGAAACUCAUGAUUUAACCACAGGUGUUCUUGAAGAAAAACGAGAAGAUAUUAACGAGACAUGCUUUAGAUCUAAAAGGACCAAACAAGAACAUAAGGUUUUGGACGACAAUGCUGACUGUGAUAGCGUGAUAACAUCUUUUGAAGAGAAACCUUCGUCAGAUAUAGUGUACUCUCUGUGUUCAGUGAUAGUUCACUCGGGGACUUCCUCAGAAAGUGGACACUACUAUUGUUAUGCUCGUUCAUCGUCGCAUCUGUUGGAGGAAGGAGAAAGAGACGAUGGCGCGGCUAGUUCUAGAACAGAUGAUCAACACACUUGGUUUCUCUUUAAUGACAGUCGUGUGUCUUAUUCGGCAUAUAGUGCGUUUGCUGACGUAUCUAAGCGUUUCCCAAAGGACACUCCUUAUGUGUUGAUAUACAAGCGUGUCGGUGGUGUCACAGUCACCCCAGUCGAGAGCAGUAGUGAUGAGUCACAGUACAACUUGAUUUGCAAGGAAAUCAGGCCGGAGCUUGCUGAUAUUGUUAAUCGUGACAACCUUUUAUAUCUGCAGGUAAGUCAAUAACCGUUUUUGCUGAGACUAAGUAACUUGUCAUGCUUCAGAACAGAAGAAAGCCGACUUGCUCGCACAUAUUACGAAGGCUCACUCUACGAAGUUAUGCAAAGGUGACUUGUCCGUAAAGAAAUCUAUAGGUAAACGUGUUGCUCCUGUAGACAGAUUUGUUUUGCACACUAAACGUAUUGUUUUUGUUUGUUUGUUUGUUUGUUUGUUUUUUAUGUUUCCGUGCCUUCGCCAUCGUAGUCGUGACUUUUAGGUUUGACUUCGAGUACGACUUUGAAAUUUCGGGCUUAUUUAUCACCCAACUUUAACCUUUCCUGUUAUUAACUAGUACAUAGAUAAACAUUAGGGAGAAGAUUGGUGCGUUAAGGAAUAAUAAGUACCGCUGGCUAUGGCUCUCUAGGCGUUCACGUGAUCGACCAAACGAGGCUAAAUGAGAGCCAAAAAGUAGGGGAUACAUUAAAAAAACAUUUUUUGGAGUGUAAUGUACCUCUCUUGUCUACAGGAGCAAGAACGCCAGAUGAUUAAUGCUUCUAAACGAAAGGCUUGGUCACACAGCUAUCAGCCACCUGAUGACGACGAUGACAACAACCGGGGUCCCCCCGGGAAUUGCGGUAGUGGUCCAGGAUUUACAACACCUUUUAACCGGUUUGUCUUCUAGUUAAUCUGGUUAAACCGGUCGUGCCCAGUGACUGGUUCAUGGAAUGAACAUUUACAAAUUGUAUAUGACAAUUGGUAGCUCUGAGUCUUAGAUAUGUUAUCAGCUCUAAAGCGAUGGGUUUCAACUAGUUUAGUCAGAAAAUGGUUAGAACAUUGUACAGGUUUGAUUACCAUACCAAAAGAGGUUUCUCAGUUUCUCUCUUUAAUCUUGGCUGCGCGAGUGAAAGACCCCUAACAGUAGAAUACAAAUUGUUUGUGAGAAAUUUAACGGGAAAUUCAACGCAUGAGGUCGUCUUAUUUUGCAUUUUAUCAAAAUAUCGUUAUUAUUAGUAUUAUUAUUAUUAUUAUUAUUAUUAUUAUUAUUAUCAUUAUUAUUAUUAUUAUAAAUUCCACCCCUAAAACACAGAAGCGUCGCUUUUUCUCAGAACUGAUUACAACGCUGUUUAGACACUGUAAUCACCGCAAACAAAGUUAGUAUGUUAAGUGCUCUUAGAGGGUUUAGUUAAACCUAACGAGAUCUGUCUAAUUGAGUGUUGGACUGUUCGGUUUCUUGUUCAUGACCAGUGGGUGUAGUCUUAGCCUCCCACGCAGGCGUUUUUAGGGGAGCUCGUUUUUCAUCCCUCCCCACAAACGCCUGCUCAACCGAAGACAACAUUCCUUUCCCGAGCUUAGCCAAUCACAUUGUACUUUCCAAAUUCUGGAAAGUUGACCGUGACCGCAAGGUAAUCUGAUAAUUACUCGAUCUGCAUUAAACACAGGGAAAACUUUCUGACCUCUAAUAAAUGUUACAUUCAGAGCGGCAAAAAUAAGCUUUAGUUAAAAUUUAGAAUACUCCAUGGACUGCAUAACCUUAGCGAAGGAAAGAAAAGAAGGAAAACGGUAACUCUAGGGUCACGUUCAGUCGUGUUUAGCCUGUCAACACUUUAUUGCACAAUUGUUGAUUGGUCACUUACCACGCAAAUAAAACAAUGGGAAAGGAAUGUUGUUUUCCGUUGAGCAGGUGUUUGUGGGGAGGGAUGAAAAACGAGCUCCCCUAAAAACGUCUGCGUGGGAGGCUAGUGUAGUCUUGGUGUUCUAAGAAUCUUAGGGCCUGUUUACACGGAGGUGGGGGACCCUAGGUAGGUGAGAAAACCCGCCUGUCCACAUAAUCUCUCAUUUUGAUUUGAUUACGUUUACAUGAUAGGUGGGGUGACCCGCCGCAUUUUACCUCACCUAUCUGGGGUCCCCCACCUCCAUGUAAACUGGCCCUUAGAUAACCAGAUUAAGACCAUCAAUUGAGGAAAUAACAGUCU
This is a messenger RNA of Porites evermanni, 10920 nucleotides long. The record is from the annotation of a GenBank genome assembly. Lineage: Eukaryota; Metazoa; Cnidaria; Anthozoa; Scleractinia; Poritidae.